Rotaria socialis is the source of this 744-nucleotide messenger RNA. The record is from the annotation of a GenBank genome assembly. Lineage: Eukaryota; Metazoa; Rotifera; Eurotatoria; Philodinida; Philodinidae.
AUGGCGUUUCAGUUUGAGUCAUUGCCGAAUGAACUUUUUAUGCAUGAUAUAUUUCCUUACUUGUCACUGAUCGAUUUAAACUAUGCAUUCGUUUUGUUAAAUAAACGAUUUAAUAAACUUGUACAUUUAUUUCUAACUGCAGCAGUACAUCAUAUACAUAUAACCAGUGAUACAAAAUGGCACGAAGUUGAAUUUACAAUUGGCCGUGUUUUGCCGUAUCUUGCUGAAAAUCAUCAAUUUAAAACGUUCACUAUAUGCCAUCCUGAUCUUUUUCCAAAAUUUCUUACGUAUGCGGAUCGAAUCAACAAAAGUCACCUCAAUAAAAUCAUUGUGACACCGUUUAUCGAUAUCCAGUUUAAUGAUAUUAUCAAAUUUGUAUCUGAAUGUUUCGAAUUAAAUGAAAUAAAAUUGAAUAUUUUGACUAAUUCAGAUUCAAGUUGGGCCAAUGGUCGAAAAUGGGCUCGAUGGUUCGAAACGAUGCAGUACACUUGUCAACAGAAUACUCUAAAAAAGCUUGAAGUUUGUGUCUGGUGUAUAAACACAAAUGAUGCAAUUAAUUUCAAUCCACCACUUUGGGAUCAAGAAGGUAUCUACAGAAACAAUAGAAACUGGAAGGUACAGCUGAAGCCAGGUCAAGAAUUCGAUUGGCGCCGAGCGAGACGAUAUGUUGAAUUCAGUCGAAGUAGUCAAGAUUUUUCAGCCCUUUUUCGCAAUCAGCAAAAUUCAAAUUGCAUUAUUUCUUAG